AUGAAUAAAAAAGAUUUUGCCUUUGAAAAUAUAGCAGUAGCUACAGAUGGAUCCGAUUUUUCGUUUAAUGCAUUUUUAUAAGCUUUGGAAUUUUUUAAUAAAAAUUUAUUCAGAGUAAUACAUGUAAUUCACAUAUAUGAUUUGAAAAAAACUUUUUUGCCUGAAUAAUUUAAUCAUAAUCAUAUAGAAUAAUAAUAUAAAAGUGAACUUUUAUCAAGAUACUCAUCUACUAAAUAUAAUUUAAUUUUUUAAGAAAAAAGUCUCUAAUAUAAAGAUGUCAGAGAUUAAAUUCUUUCUAUAUGUUAGGCUUAUAAAAUAGAUUAUCUUUUUAUAGGCUAUACAGGAAGAAAAGGUGUGAAAUAAAAUCCUUAAAUUAUGUCUUCUACAGUUAGAGAUUGUUCUCAAUUAACAAUAACACCUUUAGUCAUAACGCAUGAAGUUUAUACAAAAAAUAAUGGAAAUACAUUUUUAGCAUGUGUUGAUGGGAGUUUAAAAUCAAUUAGAUGUAUAUAAGAAGCUGUUAAAUUAGCAAAUGGGUAAAAUGAUUUUGCUAUUAUAUGUUUUGUACCUAAUCCACUUAAAUAAGAUUAAAAAAAUGAAAUUGAAAAUUAAGUUGUUUAAGAAUUAUAAUAAUAAAAAAAAAAUAAUUGGGAAUUCAUUAAUUUGAAACCCAAUUAAGAUCCAGGAGAAGCUAUUGUUGAUUUUGUAAAUCUUACUUGUUAAAGAGAUAUUUAAUUUGUUUUAAUUGGAAAUAAUGGGUUCGGAGCUUAAAAUGAAGGUAAGUAAUUUUUAGGAAAAAGUGCAGAAGCUGUUUUAUGUAGAGCGAAGGCUAAUAUUAUUGUUAUUUCUUGA
This is a messenger RNA of Ichthyophthirius multifiliis, 852 nucleotides long. RefSeq lists its product as hypothetical. Lineage: Eukaryota; Ciliophora; Oligohymenophorea; Hymenostomatida. The record is from RefSeq and is a predicted model, not a curated record. The transcript is spliced from 7 exons.